This is a messenger RNA of Sphaerodactylus townsendi, 3206 nucleotides long. RefSeq names its product arylsulfatase family member I (gene ARSI). The record is from RefSeq and is a predicted model, not a curated record. Lineage: Eukaryota; Metazoa; Chordata; Lepidosauria; Squamata; Sphaerodactylidae. Bases 727 to 2442 code for a protein of 571 amino acids. The transcript is spliced from 2 exons.
UCAAUGGACGGACGGACGGGGAGGGGCUGGAGCUUCAGGCUCCCCAUAAACCGGGCUGUUCAGGAGAUAUCCUGGGCAGAUGUUUUACAACUUCUUACCUUCCCUGCGAAUGUGCUGGGCGGGGGUCGCGCCUAACGUCCCACAACAGCCACUGGGGAGGAAGAGGGAAGGGGGAAAGACUUGAGGUUUUUUUUUUCUUCGCCCAAAGUUAUGUUAUAGGCAAGGGAGGGCCAUCCAAUCAAACCGAGGCGAGGGGUUUUUGCGUCCUUGCCAAGGGUUUCCACCGGGACAAAUAUAAAGGCAGGGCGACGCGGAAGGGAGGAGGGGGCUCUGCAGCGAUGGGGCUCCACGGAAGAAGGUGCAGUGAAAAGAUCAUCUGACUCUGCCGGAGCUCCAGACCCUUAGCCGACCAAUAGGGGAAGCACGGGAGGCUUGGUCUGUAGUAUUCAAAAGACGAGGCAGAGCAUUUGGGACCUUUCUCAAAUUCUGUGGUUGGGGUUAAUAAGAUCGCUAAGAGAGUCCCCUUCUGUGGCUUUUACUUAAAUCGACUGAAAGAUCUCUCUUCCUGCUUUAAUCUCCGGGCCCUUGUGGAUUACAUCGCUUUUUGUUCCGACAAAGUUGUUCCGCAAAGCAAAAGUCACUUUGGAAAAGAGGCGCGGGAGAUCUGCUGCAGAAGAUGCCGGGACAGUAAAAGUGCUUCUUAAAUGCCUGCAGGCUUGGUCCGGCAUGGCGGUGUAUGCCCUCACUGGCUUUUCCCUGGUCAGCCUCCUCAGCUUUGGCUACCUGUCCUGGGACUGGAUGAAACCCAGUUUGGUGGCUGAUGUGUCUGCGGAUUCAAUGGGGAAGCCUGCCCCCCCAGCUCCUGCCAGGCCGCCUCACAUCAUCUUCAUUCUAACCGAUGACCAGGGUUAUCAUGAUGUGGGAUACCAUGGCUCAGAUAUCCAGACUCCAACGCUGGACAGACUGGCUGCUGAAGGGGUUAAACUGGAGAAUUAUUACAUCCAGCCCAUCUGCACUCCUUCCAGGAGCCAGCUUAUUACAGGAAGGUACCAAAUCCAUACAGGCCUUCAGCACUCCAUUAUCCGUCCCCGGCAGCCAAACUGCUUGCCCUUGGAUCAUGUCACUCUUCCUCAGAAGCUUCAGGAAGCUGGCUAUUCCACACAUAUGGUAGGCAAGUGGCAUUUGGGGUUCUAUAGAAAAGAAUGUCUGCCUACUCGCAGGGGCUUUGAUACCUUCCUGGGCUCCCUUACAGGGAAUGUGGAUUACUACACUUAUGACAACUGUGAUGGCCCUGGCGUAUGUGGCUAUGACCUCCAUGAUGGAGAAAAUGUGGCCUGGGAACAGAGUGGGAAAUAUUCCACCGUCCUCUAUGCUCAGCGAGUCAGCAAAAUCCUGGCUACCCAUAAUCCCAAGAAGCCAAUUUUCAUCUAUCUAGCAUUCCAAGCAGUGCAUACACCUCUGCAGUCCCCUAAGGAAUACAUCUACCGCUAUCGCUCUAUGGGUAAUGUUGCCCGACGCAAGUAUGCUGCUAUGGUCACAUGCAUGGAUGAAGCUGUGAAGAACAUCACCUGGUCACUCAAGAAGUAUGGUUACUAUGACAACAGUGUGAUUGUGUUUUCUACAGACAAUGGUGGGCAGACAUUCUCUGGGGGAAGCAACUGGCCUCUGCGAGGCCGCAAGGGAACCUAUUGGGAAGGAGGAGUCCGUGGCAUUGGGUUUGUCCACAGCCCUCUGAUUAAACGUAGACGUCAAACCAGCAGGGCCCUAAUCCACAUAACAGACUGGUAUCCAACAUUAGUGAACUUGGCCGGGGGUAACCUCUCUCACACAGAACGUUUGGAUGGGUAUAAUGUGUGGCCUUCUAUUAGUGAGGGCAAAGAGUGUCCACGUACUGAAAUCCUACAUAAUAUUGAUCCCCUUUAUAACCAUGCCAAAUAUGGCUCUUUAGAAAAUGGUUUUGGCAUAUGGAAUACUGCAGUACAGGCCUCUAUACGGAGAGGAGAUUGGAAACUUCUGACUGGAGACCCUGGUUACAGUGACUGGAUCCCACCACAGACUUUGACCAACUUCCCAGGGAGCUGGUGGAACCUGGAGCGACUAACAGACGGUAUGCGCAAAUCUGUCUGGCUUUUCAAUAUCACUGCCGAUCCCUAUGAGCGCUAUGACCUAUCAGACCAGAGACCAGACAUAGUGAGGGCUCUCCUUACCCGACUUGUCCAUUACAACCAGACUGCCAUUCCAGUGAGAUAUCCAGCUGAGAAUCCUCGUGCCCACCCAGCCUUCAAUGGUGGUGCCUGGGGUCCCUGGGCUACUGAGGAAGAAGAGGAGUGGGAGGGAGGACAUGGACGUCUGAAAAAUAAAAACAGGAAGAAGUGCAAGAUCUGCAAAUUGCACUCCUUUUUCCGGAAGCUGAACACCAGGCUGAUGUCAAACCGUAUCUGAUGGCAGUCAGGGAGUGCGAAGAGCAGAAGACGCAGCCUCUAAGGGGUGCAGUUUAAGCAGCAGGAAUAGGGGAAAGGGGCAAUGAUGGAUAUAAAGUCAGUAGGCCCACAUAAUUUUCCCUACACCUAUGUGAUAUGUGGUGGAGAUAAACAUAAGCGGGGAGGGUCUUUUUCACAACAUUUUGACUCAUGAUUGUCAAGAGAUGUCACAAUCUAUGCACAAAUCUGAACAGUAGUGAAACAAGAAAGUGACAGUGUCUUGUGCAGGCUAUCUAGGAACCAAUAAAAACCUGGUUCCAGGACAUCACUAAAGAUCAACCUUACCUGAAGGUGUUCCAAUAAGUCUGCUUUGGAAGAGGAUCUGGGCUGUGUUUACCUCAUGAACUUCUGAUCACAAAUAUUCUGCAUUACAUAAUAUUCUUGUUCUGGGAAAGUAUCUGUGGGUUCUUCCCUCCCUUAAGGUUGCAACCAUUUUCCUUCCUGAUCACUUUAGGGCAAGUGGGUGGUGAUACAGAAGACCGGGGACUUAUUUUUAUCAGAGACAGAACACAAACCUGAAACAGUGUGAACAUUUUCUUCUAACUAUGCAUAAUGACUAACAUCCUAUAAAUGUAGCAGGGAUAUCAGAAAGGAAUGUUUGAGCAUUGCACAUGUUUACAUGCAUAAACUGAAAAUAUGUAGGGGAAAAAUAAUUAUGGGGCAAAUGUUUAUAUGUUGAUCUAUGGAUUGGUUUCCGUACAAUAGAAGACAACAGUGUCACCUCUA